Messenger RNA from Oncorhynchus nerka (sockeye salmon), 3805 nucleotides. RefSeq lists its product as uncharacterized. Lineage: Eukaryota; Metazoa; Chordata; Actinopteri; Salmoniformes; Salmonidae. The record is from RefSeq and is a predicted model, not a curated record. The coding region runs from base 1169 to 2224 and encodes 351 amino acids. The transcript has 5 exons.
UCUAGUUAAUGUUACGUGGGAAGACUGCCGCCCAGCGGAACGUCACAAGAACAGAAUGAUGCCCCGUUCAUGGACGUAAUUAUGCCAGUUAGCAAGUCGGAGUUUGCUGUGUUUCCAGAUUCCGACUAGCACGUGAACAUGCAGUUACAGGUGUAAAUAUGGCUGGAUCUCCGUUCUCGAAUGUUCCAUAAAGGCCCGUUUCAUCACUGCAAUACAAGGCGACAGCACUCUGACAGAAGACUGCAUAUUACAUCUCUCAUUUCCAAAAGUAACAUGAGUAUUCUGCGGUUUCUUCUCGUUCUAUUGCUAACUAUCAACACAGGUAACAUUCAUUAUAUUAUCUAUAUUUAUUGUGUGGAGGAAUCUGUUUUGAUUUUGGACUUGAACUCUAGAAAUAAUACUUUUAAACUGUAGAAUGUAAACUUUGUGCACAUAAAAUGGGUAUUUGGAAAAUGUUUGAUUUUAGGCAGCAAAUUACUUACUGAUUAAAUUUGUACUUUUGUAUAUUAUCUACCUCACUUGCUUUGGCAAUGUUAACAUGUGUUUCCCAUGUCAAUAAAGCCCCUUGAAUUGAGACAAAAAAGGGAGUAAAAAACACUAAAUAUGUUUAGAACUACAAAUGAACUUUCUUCUGUCGAUUCUGGGUUUUAUAAUGUCACAAUUACAACCCUCCUUUAUCCGGGCUUGGGACCGGCAAAAGUGACCCAAAAGAGACACUGGCGGAGUUCGUUUUUUAUUUGAUUAUUUACGUUAUAUUGUCGGAACGAGGGGUGAACAUCUCCUCUGACUGCUGCGAGAGGACUGGGCCGCCUGUGAGUGCUUUGGGACGGUGUGGGGCCCACGGCAGCACCCGCUGCUCGUUGAGAAGAGUAAGAACGAUACGUGCUUUCACGUCAGAGUCUCCAAUAACACCAGAAAAAGUCGCUAGUCGCUUUUUUGAAAAAGUGUCGCUAGAGGGGUCUGAAUACUCGCUAAAUAUAGCGACAAAGUCGCUAAGUUGGAAACACUGCCCACAUAAGCUAAACAUGAAUAUACUGUAACGUACCACACUGCACUACAUAUGCGUGUAUUACUAGCACAGAUGUAAACAUAAUCAGAUAAGAGAGAUCGGUUCCCAAUUUAGCCUUAACAUUAAGGUCUAACGUUAACUUACACAGCGACAACUGCCAUGUUCAGGGGCAGAACGACAGAUGUUUACCUUGUCAGCCCGGGAUUUGAUGUCGUUUACCGGCCCAACGCUGUAACUCUCCGGAAACCACCCACUUUGGGCCGAGAACCAAUCAACAGAAUCAGGGCAGAACCUUCAGUGGACCAGUAUGGGUUGAAGGGGGAUUCAAUAUGUCUGGUUGUUGCAGAACCUCCUGAGAUGAUCAACGGAGUUCAAUGGAGGAAGGACAAUGAUGUACUAUUUGGAGACAAAGAGAUCUCUCCUAAAUACAAGGAGAAGGUGGACUAUAACAAUGAUAACCAUUCUCUGUGUAUUAAGAAUCUAAUGGAAACUGACAGUGGAAUUUACAUGGUAAACUACAGGAAACAUUGGAAACAAUCAACUACUACAUAUAGACUGUUAGUGGAGGAUCAUGUUCCCAAACCAGUCAUGGAUGUCACAUCUCUCUUCAACACAAGUGUGGGUUGCUGUGAUGUCACAGUGAACUGUUCAGUUAAAGAUGGCUGGAUGUUGUCUGUCUGUGACAGCGGUCAGUGUACACUGUCACAACAGUCUCCGUCACUAACCUGUGGUAACAUGACCAUCUCCGUAUUGACUGGAAGGAUCCAAUGCACCAGCAGCAACCACAUCAGCACACAGACCAUCUCUCAACCCUUGGAGGACUGUAGUGGUAAUGUGAAAGCCUCAGUGUUACCAGUUGGCACCAUUGUGGGUUGUGUUACUGGUACUGGUAUAUUACUCCUAGUUGCUGUGUUACUUGGUGUUGGAUACAUCAAACAUACCAGAAGACAGAAAAUACCUAAAGAACAAAGUCCACUAGAAGAGGUCAUUGUUCCAAGAGUUUACAACUCAGUGAAGACCUCACCAGGGAGAGAAGAACCACAGCAUCUCCUUACCAGAACCACAGCCCUCUCCUGUCCAGAACCACGACACUCUCCUGACCAGAACCACACCCCUCUCCUGUCCAGAACCACACCACUCUCCUGUCCAGAACCACAGCACUCUCCUGACCAGAACCACAGCACUCUCCUGACCAGAACCACAGCACUCUCCUGACCAGAACCACACCACUCUCCUGUCCAGAACCACAGCACUCUCCUGACCAGAACCACAGCACUCUCCUGUCCAGAACCACAUCACUCUCCAGAGAUACAGACAGUCUACUUCACUGAGAAGAACCAGCACCAGCAGAACAUCUCCAAGUUGAAACAGGAAGCGCUUCUCCAGACAUUAGACCAAAAUAACUGAAAAUAACUGCCUCUGAACUGCAUCAUCUCAUUGUGUCACUGAGUUACAUCAGUUCUUGACCUUGUACAGAAACCACGGGACAUUGCACCACCUAGUGGACAUCAAUAAUACCAGCAGAGUAAACCUCAUGGUAUUAGUUCCAUCUACCCAUCAAUGUUGUGUAUAUGAGAGGGCAGACUUGACCUCAUUAGGCCACCGUAGAUGGAUUCUUUAACACAUUUUAUCUGUCAAGCCAUCAAAGUCAUACAUCUUUUUUUAAAGAAUUUGUUCCUAACUGACCUGCCAAGUUAAAUAACGGUUCAAUAAAACAAAUAGAUAUAUAACUGGGACAAAAAACUCUGCCUUGUCCUUCCUCUGAGUUUGGAAGACACUGGUAGCUACACUACAUGACCAAAAGUAUGUGGACACCUGCUGUUCAAAUAUCUCAUUCCAAAAUCAUGUGCAUUAACAUGGACUUGGUCCUCCCUUUGCUGCUUUAACAGCCUCCUCUCUUCUGGGAAGACUUUCCACUAGAUGUUGGAACAUUGCUGCAGGGACUUGCUCCCAUUCAGCCACAAGAGCAUUAGUGAGGUCAGGCACUGUUGAGCGAUUAGGCCUGGCUCGCAGUCGAUUAGGCCUGGCUCGCAGGUGUUCGAUGGGAUUGAGGUCAGGGUUCUCUGCAGGCCAGUCAAGUUCUUCCACACCGAUCUCGACAAACCAUUUCUGUAUGGACCUCGCUUUGUUUACGGGGGCAUUUUCAUGCUGAAACAGGAAAGGGCCUUCCCCAGACUGUUGCCAUAAAGUUGGAAACACAGAAUUGUCUAGAAUGUAAUUGUAUGAUGUAGCAUUAAGAUUGCCCUUCACUGGAACUAAGGAGCCUAGCCUGAACCAUUCAAAACAGCCCCAGACAAUUAUUCCUCCUCCACCAAACUUUAUAGUUGGCACUAUGCAUUGGGGCAGGUAGCGUUCACUUUGCAACCGCCAAACCUAGAUUCGUCUGUCAGACUGCCAGAUGGUGAAGCGUGAAUCCUCACUCCAGGGAACGCUUUUCCAGAGUCCAAUGGAGGCGAGCUUUACACCACCGACCCUUGGCAUUGCUCAUGGUGAUUUUAUGCUUGGGUGCGGCUGCUCGGCCAUGGAAACCUAUUUCAUGAAGGUCCCAACCAACAGUUCUUGUGCUUACGCUUCUUCCAGAGGCAGUUUGGAACUUGGUAGGGAGUGUUGCAAAUUUUACUGCUUCUGUGGACAGUUGUCUUUUAUACAGGUAACAAGCUGAGAUUUGGAGCACUCCCUUUAAGAGUGUGCUCCUAAUCUCAGCUCAUUACCUGAAUAAAAGACACCUGGGAGCCAGAAAUCUUUCUGAUUGAGAGGGGGUCAAAUACUUAUUUCCCUCAUUAAAAUGCAAAUCAA